Molecule: messenger RNA, 8327 nt
Organism: Manis javanica (Malayan pangolin)
Lineage: Eukaryota; Metazoa; Chordata; Mammalia; Pholidota; Manidae
Gene: ANKRD17
Product: ankyrin repeat domain 17
Biological process (GO): innate immune response
Cellular component (GO): cytoplasm; nucleus
Molecular function (GO): RNA binding; protein binding
Source: RefSeq, a predicted model, not a curated record
AUGGAGAAGGCCACGGUUCCGGUGGCGGCUGUGGCGGCGGCAGCUGAGGGAGAAGGGAGCCCCCCGGCGGUGGCGGCUAUUGCGGGCCCCCCCGCGGCGGCGGCGGCGGCGGAGGUCGGCGACGGCAGCGGGGCUCGCUCGGCCUCGUCUCCUCGUGGGAUGGUGCGCGUCUGCGACCUGCUCCUGAAGAAGAAGCCGCCGCAGCAGCAACACCACAAGGCCAAGCGUAACCGGACUUGCCGACCCCCCAGCAGCAGCGAAAGCAGCAGCGACAGCGACAACAGUGGCGGCGGCGGCGGCACGAGCAGCAACAACAGCGAGGAAGAGGAGGACGACGACGACGAGGAGGAGGAGGUUUCUGAGGUGGAAUCUUUCAUUUUGGAUCAGGAUGAUUUGGAAAAUCCAAUGCUGGAAACCGCUUCCAAGUUGCUCUUGUCAGGUACUGCUGAUGGUGCAGACCUCAGGACAGUAGAUCCAGAAACACAAGCUAGACUGGAAGCUUUACUAGAAGCAGCAGGAAUAGGCAAAUUAUCUACGGCUGAUGGUAAAGCCUUUGCAGAUCCUGAAGUGCUUCGGAGGUUGACAUCAUCUGUUAGUUGUGCGUUGGAUGAAGCUGCUGCUGCACUUACCCGUAUGAGAGCUGAAAGCACAGCAAAUGCAGGGCAGUCGGACAACCGCAGUUUGGCAGAAGCCUGUUCAGAAGGAGAUGUAAAUGCUGUGCGGAAGUUGCUCAUUGAAGGGCGAAGUGUAAAUGAACACACCGAGGAAGGGGAGAGCCUCCUUUGUUUGGCUUGUUCUGCUGGAUACUAUGAGCUUGCACAGGUUUUGUUGGCAAUGCAUGCAAAUGUGGAAGAUAGGGGAAUCAAAGGUGAUAUUACACCUUUAAUGGCUGCUGCUAAUGGAGGACAUGUCAAAAUUGUGAAGUUGCUGCUAGCUCAUAAAGCUGAUGUCAAUGCACAGUCUUCAACAGGCAACACAGCACUUACAUAUGCUUGUGCUGGAGGCUAUGUAGAUGUUGUAAAGGUGCUCUUGGAAUCCGGUGCUAGUAUUGAGGACCAUAAUGAAAAUGGUCAUACUCCUCUUAUGGAAGCUGGAAGUGCUGGACAUGUGGAAGUAGCCAGAUUGCUGCUAGAAAAUGGGGCUGGCAUUAAUACGCAUUCCAAUGAAUUUAAAGAGAGUGCCCUUACCUUAGCCUGUUACAAAGGACAUCUGGAGAUGGUGCGAUUUCUUUUGGAAGCAGGCGCAGAUCAAGAGCAUAAAACAGAUGAAAUGCACACUGCUCUAAUGGAGGCUUGCAUGGAUGGUCACGUUGAAGUAGCUAGAUUACUUCUUGACAGUGGUGCCCAAGUAAACAUGCCUGCUGAUUCAUUUGAGUCACCAUUGACUUUGGCUGCAUGUGGUGGGCAUGUGGAACUUGCGGCUUUACUUAUUGAAAGAGGAGCUAGCCUGGAAGAGGUCAAUGAUGAAGGUUAUACACCACUGAUGGAAGCAGCUCGUGAAGGACAUGAAGAAAUGGUGGCAUUACUUCUAGGCCAAGGAGCAAAUAUCAAUGCACAGACAGAAGAAACUCAAGAAACUGCCUUGACUCUGGCUUGCUGUGGAGGCUUUCUGGAAGUGGCAGACUUUCUAAUUAAGGCAGGAGCUGAUAUAGAACUAGGGUGUUCUACCCCUUUAAUGGAAGCUGCUCAAGAGGGUCAUUUGGAGUUGGUUAAAUACUUAUUAGCUGCAGGAGCUAAUGUUCAUGCAACAACAGCAACUGGGGAUACAGCACUAACGUACGCCUGUGAAAAUGGUCAUACUGACGUAGCUGAUGUCUUACUUCAGGCAGGAGCAGAUCUGGAGCAUGAAUCUGAAGGUGGAAGAACUCCUUUAAUGAAAGCUGCAAGAGCUGGUCAUGUUUGUACUGUUCAGUUCUUAAUUAGUAAAGGAGCAAAUGUGAAUAGAACCACAGCUAAUAAUGACCAUACUGUACUGUCCCUGGCUUGUGCAGGAGGUCAUCUGGCAGUGGUGGAGCUACUUUUGGCUCAUGGGGCAGAUCCUACUCAUCGUUUAAAAGAUGGCUCAACUAUGUUAAUAGAAGCAGCAAAAGGUGGCCAUACAAGUGUUGUUUGCUAUCUUUUGGACUACCCUAAUAAUUUGCUUUCAGCCCCUCCACCAGAUGUCACUCAGUUAACCCCACCAUCCCAUGAUUUAAAUAGGGCUCCUCGUGUACCAGUUCAAGCACUGCCCAUGGUUGUUCCACCUCAGGAGCCUGACAAACCGCCUGCCAACGUUGCCACUACUCUUCCCAUCAGGAAUAAAGCUGCUUCUAAACAAAAGUCCAGCAGCCAUUUGCCAGCAAACAGCCAGGAUGUACAGGGUUACAUCACCAAUCAGUCUCCAGAGAGCAUUGUAGAAGAGGCUCAGGGAAAGUUAACAGAACUGGAACAGAGGAUAAAAGAAGCCAUAGAAAAGAAUGCACAGCUGCAGUCCUUGGAACUGGCUCAUGCUGACCAACUUACCAAGGAGAAGAUUGAGGAGCUGAACAAAACAAGGGAGGAACAAAUUCAGAAGAAACAAAAGAUUUUGGAGGAACUACAGAAAGUAGAACGAGAGUUACAACUGAAAACUCAGCAGCAGCUAAAAAAGCAGUAUCUAGAGGUUAAAGCUCAAAGAAUUCAGCUUCAGCAGCAACAGCAGUCUUGCCAGCAUCUGGGACUACUGACUCCUGUUGGGGUUGGAGAACAGCUUUCCGAGGGAGACUAUGCACGGUUACAGCAAGUGGAUCCUGUUUUGCUUAAAGAUGAACCCCAGCAGACUGCUGCUCAGAUGGGUUUUGCACCAAUCCAGCCUCUGGCCAUGCCUCAAGCUUUGCCUCUGGCGGCAGGUCCCUUGCCUCCAGGGUCCAUCGCAAAUCUUACAGAACUGCAAGGAGUGAUAGUUGGACAGCCAGUACUGGGCCAAGCACAGUUGGCAGGGCUGGGGCAAGGAAUUCUGACAGAAACACAACAAGGGUUAAUGGUAGCCAGCCCUGCUCAGACCCUCAAUGACACGCUGGAUGACAUCAUGGCAGCAGUCAGUGGAAGAGCGUCUGCAAUGUCAAACACUCCUACCCACAGUAUUGCUGCUUCCAUUUCCCAACCUCAGACUCCAACUCCAAGUCCUAUCAUCUCUCCUUCAGCCAUGCUUCCUAUAUAUCCUGCCAUUGAUAUUGAUGCACAGACUGAGAGUAAUCAUGACACAGCUCUAACACUUGCCUGUGCUGGUGGUCAUGAGGAACUGGUACAAACACUGCUAGAGAGAGGAGCUAGUAUUGAGCACCGAGACAAGAAAGGUUUUACUCCACUUAUCUUGGCUGCUACAGCUGGUCAUGUUGGUGUCGUAGAAAUACUGUUAGACAAUGGUGCAGACAUUGAAGCCCAGUCAGAAAGAACCAAGGACACACCUUUAUCUUUGGCUUGCUCUGGGGGAAGGCAGGAGGUGGUGGAGCUAUUGUUAGCUCGAGGGGCAAAUAAAGAGCACAGGAAUGUUUCUGAUUACACGCCUCUAAGCCUGGCUGCCUCUGGUGGCUAUGUGAAUAUUAUCAAAAUACUACUAAAUGCUGGAGCUGAGAUUAAUUCCAGAACUGGUAGCAAAUUGGGCAUUUCUCCUCUAAUGUUAGCAGCUAUGAAUGGGCACACAGCUGCUGUUAAGCUCCUGUUAGACAUGGGCUCUGACAUAAAUGCUCAAAUAGAAACCAAUCGGAACACUGCCCUUACCUUAGCCUGCUUCCAAGGAAGAACUGAAGUGGUUAGUCUUCUACUUGAUAGAAAAGCAAAUGUAGAGCACAGAGCUAAGACUGGCCUCACACCACUGAUGGAAGCUGCCUCUGGUGGGUAUGCUGAGGUGGGCCGAGUUCUUUUGGAUAAAGGUGCUGAUGUUAAUGCUCCCCCAGUGCCAUCUUCGAGAGAUACAGCUUUAACCAUAGCAGCAGAUAAAGGGCACUAUAAGUUCUGUGAGCUUCUCAUUGGCAGAGGAGCUCACAUUGAUGUACGUAACAAGAAGGGGAACACUCCAUUGUGGCUCGCAGCAAAUGGUGGGCACCUCGAUGUGGUUCAGUUGCUGGUACAAGCGGGUGCAGAUGUGGAUGCAGCAGAUAACCGCAAGAUAACUCCACUUAUGGCAGCUUUUAGAAAGGGUCAUGUGAAGGUGGUGCGCUACUUAGUCAAAGAAGUCAAUCAGUUUCCAUCAGAUUCUGAAUGUAUGAGAUACAUAGCAACCAUCACUGAUAAGGAGAUGCUGAAGAAGUGUCAUCUUUGUAUGGAAUCAAUAGUACAAGCCAAAGAUAGACAGGCUGCUGAAGCAAACAAAAAUGCCAGCAUUUUAUUAGAGGAGUUAGACUUGGAAAAGUUAAGGGAAGAAAGCAGGAGACUAGCUUUGGCUGCCAAAAGAGAGAAGAGAAAAGAGAAGAGAAGAAAGAAAAAGGAAGAACAAAGAAGAAAACUAGAAGAAAUUGAAGCCAAAAAUAAAGAGAACUUUGAACUCCAAGCUGCUCAAGAAAAAGAAAAGCAUAAAGUUGAAGACGAGCCUGAAGUUUUGACAGAGCCUCCAAGUGCCACAACCACUACUACCAUAGGUAUAUCUGCAACCUGGACAACUUUGGCAGGUUCCCAUGGUAAAAGAAAUAAUACCAUAACUACAACCAGUUCAAAAAGGAAAAACAGGAAAAAUAAAAUUACUCCGGAAAAUGUUCAAAUUAUAUUUGAUGAUCCACUACCAAUCUCAUAUAGUCAGCCAGAGAAAGUAAAUGGAGAGUCCAAGAGCAGCAGUACCAGCGAGAGUGGGGAUAGUGAUAACAUGAGGAUUUCCAGCUGCAGUGAUGAAAGUAGUAACAGCAACAGCAGCCGAAAGAGUGACAAUCAUUCACCUGCUGUGGUCAGUACCUCUGUGACGAGCAAGAAGCAGCCAUCUGUUCUGGUUACAUUUCCAAAGGAGGAGAGAAAAUCUGUUUCUGGCAAGACUUCAACAAAACUGUCAGAAACUGUCAGUGAAGUGACCAGUAAUUCUCUGUCCACUUGCACAAAGUCUGGUCCAUCUCCCCUUUCCUCUCCCAAUGGGAAGUUAACAGUAGCAAGUCCUAAGCGUGGUCAAAAGAGGGAAGAAGGAUGGAAGGAAGUUGUAAGAAGGUCAAAGAAAGUAUCUGUUCCAUCAACUGUGAUAUCCAGAGUGAUUGGAAGAGGAGGCUGUAAUAUUAAUGCUAUUCGGGAGUUCACUGGUGCACACAUAGAUAUUGAUAAACAAAAAGACAAGACGGGAGACCGGAUAAUAACCAUAAGGGGUGGCACUGAAUCAACAAGACAAGCAACUCAGUUGAUCAAUGCUUUGAUUAAGGAUCCAGACAAAGAAAUUGAUGAACUUAUUCCAAAGAAUCGUUUGAAAAGUUCUUCAGCAAAUUCCAAAAUAGGGUCAUCAGCACCUGCCACCACUGCUGCUAACAGUUCCUUAAUGGGAAUUAAAAUGACGACUGUAGCUCUGUCAUCAACAUCUCAAACUGCCACAGCACUCACUGUGCCUGCAAUUUCUUCUGCAUCUACUCACAAAACCAUUAAGAACCCAGUGAAUAAUGUAAGGCCUGGUUUUCCAGUUUCUCUUCCAUUAGCAUAUCCUCCUCCACAGUUUGCACAUGCUUUGCUUGCUGCUCAGACUUUCCAGCAGAUUCGUCCACCAAGGUUGCCCAUGACCCACUUUGGAGGUACUUUUCCACCAGCUCAAUCCACUUGGGGUCCUUUUCCUGUCAGGCCUUUGAGCCCUGCCAGAGCUACUAACUCACCUAAGCCUCACAUGGUGCCUCGCCAUAGCAAUCAGAAUAGCAGUGGUUCUCAGGUGAAUUCAGCAGGUUCUUUAACUUCAAGUCCAACUACUACGGCCAGUUCAUCAGCUUCAACGGUGCCUGGUACAUCUACAAAUGGCAGCCCUAGUUCACCUUCUGUCAGAAGGCAGCUGUUUGUCACAGUUGUGAAGACGUCCAAUGCCACCACCACCACAGUCACAACCACAGCGAGCAACAAUAGCACUGCGCCCACAAAUGCCACGUACCCUAUGCCUACUGCCAAAGAACACUACCCAGGAUCAUCCCCAUCUUCCCCUUCACCGCCUGCCCAGCCAGGAGGGGUUUCUAGAAACAGCCCUUUGGAUUGUGGAACAGUAUCUCCAAGUAAAGGGGCAUCUUCCUCUGAACAGGAAGCAAGUAGUCCACCAGUAGUAGAAACAGCAAACAGCAGAUCUCCAAACAGCAGCAGUUCUUCUGGGAGUUCAUCAGUUCAUUCUACUCAGCCACAGCCUCCGGGAUCUGUUUCUCAGGAGCCAAGACCACCUCUGCAGCAGUCUCAGGUUCCUCCCCCGGAAGUUAGAAUGACUGUUCCUCCUUUGGCAACAAGUUCUGCUCCAGUGGCGGUGCCUUCUACUGCUCCAGUGACUUACCCUAUGCCUCAGACACAAAUGGGAUGCUCACAUACUGCUCCUAAAAUGGAAACCCCUGCUCUUAGACCAUCCUCUCAUGGCACAACUGCCUCUCACAAGAGUCCAGCUCCAGUGCAAAAUUCCUCUGUUGCAGUCCUCAGUGUCAAUCACAUUAAAAGACCUCACAGUGUUCCCUCUUCUGUCCAGCUACCUUCAACCUUAAGUACACAAAGUGCUUGUCAAAAUUCAGUACAUCCAACAAAUAAGCCUAUUGCUCCCAAUUUCAGCACCCCCUUACCAUUUGGGCCCUUUAGCACAUUGUUUGAAAACAGCCCUACUUCUGCUCAUGCCUUCUGGGGAGGAUCUGUUGUUUCAUCUCAGUCAACACCAGAAUCUAUGCUAUCAGGAAAAUCCUCCUAUUUGCCAAAUUCAGAUCCUUUACAUCAGUCUGAGACUUCCAAAGCUCCAGGUUUCAGACCACCAUUACAGAGACCCACUCCAAGUCCCUCAGGUAUUGUCAACAUGGACUCGCCAUAUGGUUCUGUAACACCUUCUUCUACACAUUUGGGAAACUUUGCCUCAAAUCUUUCAGGAGGUCAAAUGUAUGGACCUGGGGCACCCCUUGGAGGAGCACCCACAGCUGCUAACUUUAACAGACAGCAUUUUUCCCCACUUAGUUUGUUGACUCCAUGUUCAUCAGCAUCAAAUGAUUCUCCCACACAGUCAGUAUCCUCAGGAGUUCAUGCACCUUCUCCUACCCCAUCAUCAGUACCUUUAGGGUCAGAAAAGCCCAGCAAUGUCUCUCAGGACAGGAAAGUUCCAGUCCCUAUUGGGACUGAACGUUCUGCACGUAUCAGGCAAACUGGAACUUCAGCUCCAUCUGUUAUUGGAAGUAACUUGUCCACAUCAGUAGGGCAUAGUGGCAUCUGGUCCUUUGAAGGGAUUGGUGGCAAUCAAGACAAAGUAGAUUGGUGUAACCCUGGGAUGGGAAAUCCUAUGAUUCAUAGGCCAAUGUCUGAUCCAGGAGUGUUUUCACAGCAUCAAGCAAUGGAGCGAGAGAGUACAGGAAUUGUAACUCCUUCUGGUACAUUCCAUCAGCAUGUUCCUGCAGGAUACAUGGACUUUCCUAAAGUUGGGGGUAUGCCUUUUUCUGUAUAUGGGAAUGCAAUGAUUCCUCCAGUAGCACCUAUUCCUGAUGGUGCCGGAGGACCCAUAUUUAAUGGCCCUCAUGCUGCGGACCCCUCUUGGAACUCCCUGAUAAAGAUGGUUUCAAGCUCCACAGAAAAUAAUGGCCCUCAAACGGUGUGGACUGGACCUUGGGCACCUCACAUGAACAGUGUGCAUAUGAACCAGCUUGGCUGAUGAGGAGCAUCUUGUUAGCCUGCAGAUUCCUUUUCAUUCAGAGGAAAUCACAAGUGGCCGGAAAAAAAAUUUAUGCUCCCAAAUCAUUCUACUGAUGUGCUUGACUGAAGUGUGUAGGCUUUUUGCAGAAGAACUUACUAACUGACCUAUUUUCUGUGAACAUUUGUGACUGCUCAUCCCCCAUCAUCAUCUGUUUUACCUUAGUUAGCAUUUUUCUUAUCAUUUUUCUUUUUUUUUCUUUUCCUCUUCCCCUUUGGACAUAACUUUCUGUUGAAGCUGUUCUUUGGCUGGUUGGUUUUAGUACUGUAAACUGCUUCUGAGCAAACACGGAAAUUUAGCAAAAUUAUGUAAACUUGAUCCUGAAGUUUUAGAAUGGCAAAUAAAUGUACAAUUGUUUACAUAACAGAAAAGGCUAAGCAGAAAGUAAAUUUCAAUAUGUCAGUAUAGAGGCUCUACUUUACGUAGACUUAAAUUAAUGUGAGAUAUGUACGUUCAUAUUCAGAAAUCUGGAUGUUUUCCUUCAUACAUUAAACUAUUAAUAAGCAUAA